CCGAGCUUGAUCCCCAGAUUCCACAGAUAAUGCGAGAUAUAUAGAACGAGACCCCGUUCUUGAAAUUUCUCAGAAUCCAAUAAUAUCCUCGAUCAUCGCUGGAAUAUCUUCACAAUGAACUCUCUCUUCAACUCGGCUCUCAAGCAGUCAUCUGCAAUUCGUCGAGACAUCGACACAUUUGCACAGUCACCAGCUACAACACCGACGGCCUUACAAGGCCAGAUAGCAGCGUCUCUUGCUUCCCUCUCACGAACGAUCGACGACUACUCGGCUCUAUCGAAAAAAGAACUGAUACCCGCCAAACAAGAGAAGGCAUUCGAGCGAGUAAAGAACUUCCGGACCGAACUCUCAGACUACCGACAACAGUUUGAACGACUCAAGAAAGAGCGGGAAGAGACGCAAUCCGUGACGAAUCGCAACGAACUGUUCGGUCGACGCCCUCACCACACAGCCACCCCGGAAAACCCCUACGCACAACCCUCGCAGCCUCCGACCACCUCGGCCUUUGCGCCCUCUGCCGGCUCCCGGAUGAGCUUUGGCGCCUCCCCAGCAGACUACACGCGCGAGGAGCACGCGCUCCGCGAACAGUCCUUCUUCGCCUCGACCAACACCCAGCUCGAUGAGUUCCUGGACCGCGGCCGCGCGGUCCUCACCGAUCUAGGCCAUCAGCGCGAAAUGCUCAAGGGCACCCAGCGGCGCCUGUACAGCGUCGCGAACACCCUAGGGAUCAGCGGGGAUACCAUCCGCCGUGUUAACCGGCGGGCGAAGCAGGAUAAGUGGAUAUUCUGGGGCGGGGUGUUGGCAUUCUUCUUUUUCUGCUGGGCGGUGCUGCACUUCUUGAGAUGAACAGGCUACCAUCAUGGCGGGUCAUCAAGAUAUUUUGUAGACCUGCUUCACUUCUUUAUUUCUGUUUUUUUUUUUGGUUCGUUUCUUGAGAGCAGUCAGCGCCGGCGUCACGGAUCUAUUGGAGCUCUUCUCCUGGCUUGAGUCAUUUAGAGCUAGAAAGGUUGAAAUCAAAUGUAUAUGCUGGAAUCUAUUACUCACGAAAUCUCCCCAAACUCUACCUCCUUAUUAUGUGCAUACUUGAUCCGCUUCCAAUCCCGCACGGAUAUCAUUUUCAUGUCAUCUCUCAGAAAGUCAUACUCCACGACAACGGCGCUAAGCAUCUACAUUUAUAACCCGC
This is a messenger RNA of Penicilliopsis zonata CBS 506.65, 1183 nucleotides long. RefSeq lists its product as hypothetical. Lineage: Eukaryota; Fungi; Ascomycota; Eurotiomycetes; Eurotiales; Aspergillaceae. Gene Ontology annotation, cellular component: Golgi apparatus; ER to Golgi transport vesicle membrane; late endosome membrane. Bases 115 to 846 code for a protein of 243 amino acids. The record is from RefSeq and is a predicted model, not a curated record. Gene Ontology annotation, molecular function: SNARE binding; SNAP receptor activity. Gene Ontology annotation, biological process: endoplasmic reticulum to Golgi vesicle-mediated transport; vesicle fusion. The transcript is spliced from 4 exons.